AUGCCUCCCAAGAGGAGACGGAGCGACGUUCAGCCUGGCGACCCAGUGCCCCAAGGCAGGAGGUACAGAUAUCGACCAGGAACCAAGGCUCUGAGGGAGAUCCGGCAAUACCAAAGGACAACCGACCUGUUGCUACUGAAGCUCCCCUUUGCCCGGCUGGUUCGCGAGGUCGCAAUCAACUUCAGACCGAUUGGCGAGGAGUUCAGGUGGCAGUCGCAAGCGAUUCAGGCCCUGCAAGAGGCCGCCGAGGCCUUCCUCGUCCAUCUCUUCGAGGACGUCAACCUGUGCGCCAUCCACGCCAAGAGGGUCACCAUCAUGCAGAAGGACAUUCAGCUGGCGAGGCGGAUACGCGGGGCCUGGGGAGGCGCUGCCGUAUGA
Diaporthe citri is the source of this 378-nucleotide messenger RNA. RefSeq lists its product as uncharacterized. The transcript is spliced from 3 exons. The coding region runs from base 1 to 378 and encodes 125 amino acids. Gene Ontology annotation, molecular function: structural constituent of chromatin; DNA binding; protein heterodimerization activity. The record is from RefSeq and is a predicted model, not a curated record. Lineage: Eukaryota; Fungi; Ascomycota; Sordariomycetes; Diaporthales; Diaporthaceae. Gene Ontology annotation, cellular component: nucleosome.